This is a messenger RNA of Neoarthrinium moseri, 978 nucleotides long. RefSeq lists its product as uncharacterized. The record is from RefSeq and is a predicted model, not a curated record. The transcript has a single exon. Bases 1 to 978 code for a protein of 325 amino acids. Lineage: Eukaryota; Fungi; Ascomycota; Sordariomycetes; Amphisphaeriales; Apiosporaceae.
AUGGCCGGGGAAACGGGCCCGAUCGGCCAUGUGGUGUCGAUGCCGAUAGCCAUGGUCAUUGGCGGGUUCUUCGCCUUGGCCUGCUACAACAGCAUCGAGAUAUUCAUAUUCAUAUUCUCCACGUUCAAACGGAAAACCGGGCUAUAUUUUUGGAGUAUGUUGGCGGCGAAUACCGGAAUCGUCAUGCACGCGAUAUCCGUUCUUUUGCGCUUCUUCAGCUUGGCGCCGAAUUUACCCAUGUGCGCCGUCAUCGAUGUCAGUUGGUUCCUCAUGGUCACCGGCCAAGCCGUCGUGCUGUAUUCACGGUUGCAUCUGGUGGUGGGCGACCCUCGAAAGAUCCGCUGGGUACUCAUUAUGAUUAUCGGCUGUUUCGUCUUCAUCCAGUUGCCUACGGCCUCCUUGUUCAUCACAACCAACGUUGGCGGCAGCGUUACGGAUUCGACGUUGACGGUAUUCAACGUAUUUGAGAGGAUGCAGGUGGCAGUAUUCACCAUUCAGGAGGGCAUCAUCUCGUUCCUGUACGUGUACGAGGCGUCGCGUGGUCUGAAGUUGAUGGACGUGAUCAAGGGGCCAAGAGUUCAGGCGGUGAAUCGCGAGCUGAUCGCCUUGUUCAUCCUCGUCGUGACGCUCGACAUCACCCUCAUGGUCACCGAAUAUACGAACAACUUUCAAAUCCAGACCACGUACAAGCCCGUGGUCUACAGCAUCAAGUUGAAGGUCGAAGCCUUGGUGCUCAACAACUUAAUCUUACUAGUGCAGUCAGGAACAUGCACUUGUUUCAACUCGUUAGAAAACAGCUACUCGCUGUCGGGCAAGAGGUUGACAGGCAGCGGUGCUCAAAUGGAUCAUCCCUUUGCAAGCACGCUGGCCCCUAACUCGUCAGUCCGGACGACGUCGGAAGCUACGGCGGCAGUGGAGGGUUGGAGCGGGUUCAUAUAUGAUGGUAGGCCCCAAAAUCCGAAAGGUAGACAAGAUUAA